CAUCACUUUGUCUGAUUAAAGACAAACGACGUCGUUUAUAUAGCUGUGUUAUUAAAAAUAUGGGUUUCCUACGGCUCGAACUCGUGUACUCGGGUUUAAUGGUAGGGGUUUUUGCCACUGAGCUAGUGGACUUUGCGAUAGAUUUACGAACACAAUUUCUUUUAUUCUUCGAAUCCGAGUUAAAGACAAAUUAAUGAAACGACGCGUUUUAUAUUAACUUUUUAUUAAAAAGAUGGGGUUCCAUCGACUCGAACUCGUGCACUCGGGUUUAAUGGUAGGGGUUUUUGCCACUGAGCUAGUGGACUUUGCAAUGUAUGUACGAACACAGUUUCUUUUAUUCUCUUUGAAUCCGAGUUAAAUGAAUCAAAAAGAAACGACGGCGUUUUCUCCUCCGAUUGGUAUAAACCCUAAAUGGGCGAAAUCAUAAAUCCAGUUCGCGAUUCAAGCUCGAUUCUCUUCGAUCUCGUCCUUAAGAAUCUCGAUUCUCAUCUCUCCUUCUUCGAGUAUCGCAUGAUGAGUUCGGGUUGUGAGGAUUCGUCUGUGAAUACGAUGGGAAUUCGUGGUAUCCCGGAGCAAUGCGGCUGUGGUCGAAGAACUGGGAUAUACACAUCAAAAACGAAGGUCAAUCCAGGAAGAACUUUCUUUAGAUGCCCAACGUUUCAAAAUGAUCACUUGUAUAAAUGGGUAGAUGAAGCUGUCUACGAAGAGGUUCAAGAUGCAUUGCCAAAAGUUGAGUGCUUUGCAUCAGAUGUUAUGAAACUUAAAAUGGAGAUCGAAAGCAUGAAAACCGUGGAGGAAGAGUUGAAAGAAGAUGUCAGGAAGGCGAGCAAUGAACUUAAGAAGCUGAAUGUGAUCAUGAAAGUGGGUUUUUCGGUGGUUUGUUUAUGCGGUGUGAUAUGUCUUGUGUUGAUCAUGUUUGACAAAGCAUAUGGGUUGUCUAUGAAUAGCUACUAGGAGACUCUGUUUAUGUAAGACUAUGUUUAUGUAAGACUCAUGGUUCAUGUAAGGCUAUGUUUUAAGACAAUGUUUCAGUAAUGUUUAUGUUUUACUUCUUGAUUGUUUAUAGAAGGACAAAUGAACACACCAAUGAACAGACCAUCAUGAUGAAAACACAAAGAUAAUAACCGACAGUUUCAAAUUAAAACAGCAGGAA
Molecule: messenger RNA, 1153 nt
Organism: Brassica rapa (field mustard)
Lineage: Eukaryota; Viridiplantae; Streptophyta; Magnoliopsida; Brassicales; Brassicaceae
Molecular function (GO): zinc ion binding
Source: RefSeq, a predicted model, not a curated record